Stegostoma tigrinum is the source of this 4509-nucleotide messenger RNA. Its product is annotated as utrophin-like. Gene Ontology annotation, biological process: synaptic signaling. The transcript has 9 exons. Gene Ontology annotation, cellular component: plasma membrane. The record is from RefSeq and is a predicted model, not a curated record. Gene Ontology annotation, molecular function: zinc ion binding. Lineage: Eukaryota; Metazoa; Chordata; Chondrichthyes; Orectolobiformes; Stegostomatidae. The coding region runs from base 3769 to 4494 and encodes 241 amino acids.
UCUCACAAACCUCAUGGAGAUUUUGAGGAGGUGACCAAGCAUGUGGAUGAGAGAAGGCCAGUUGACGUAGUGUACAUGGACUUGAGUAAAGCCUUUGAUAAGGUUCCACAUGGAAGGCUAUUGGAGAAAAUACGGAGCCAUGUGAUUGAGGGAGAUUUAGCAGUUUGGAUUAGAAACUGGCUUUCGGUAAAAAGGCAACCAGUGGUGUUUGAUGGAAAAUAUUCAGCCUGGAGUCCGGUUACUCGUGGUCUGCCUCAAGGAUCUGUUUUUGGCCCACUGCUGUUUGUCAUUUUUAUAAAUGACUUGGACGCAGGCAUAGGUGGAUGGGUUAGUAAGUUUGCAAAUGACACUAAAGUCAGUGGAGUGGUGGACAAUGUGGAAGAAUGUCGCAUGUUGCAGGGAGACUUGGAUAAAGUGCAAAAUUGGGCGGAAAGGUGGCAAAUGGAGUUCAAUGUGAGGUGAUUCGCUUUGGGAGGAAUAAUAGGAAGGUACAAUACUGGGCCAAUGGAAAGAUUCUUGGUAGUGCGGAUGUGCAGAGGGACCUUGGCGUCCAUGUGCAUAGAUAUCUGAAAGUUGCCACCCAUGUUGAUAGUGCUGUGAAGAAGGCAUACGGUGUGUUAGACUUUAUUGGUAGAGGGAUUGAGUUCCAGAGCCGUGAUGUCAUGCUGCAACUGCACAAAACGCUCGUGCGACCUGUUCUGGUCGCUCCAUUGCGGGACGAAUUCGGAAGCAUUGGAAAAGGAGCAGAGGAGAUUUACCAGGAUGUUGCCUGGUCUGGAGUGAAGGUCUUAUGAGAGAAGGCUGAGCGACUCGAGUCUGUCCUCAUUGGAGAGAAGAAGGCUAAGAGGGCCUUUAAUAGAAACAUACAAGACGAUCAGAGAAAGAUGAGUCAGGGUGGACGGUGAGAGUCUUUUUCCUAGGAUGAUGAUGUUGGCUUGUACGAGGGGGCUCAGCUACAAAUUGAGGGGUGAUGGAUUGAAGACAGAUGUCAGAGGCAGGUUCUUUACCCAGAGAGUGGUAAGGGCAUGGAAUGCCCUGCCUGCCAAUGCAGUUAACUCAGCCACAUUCAGGGCAUUUGAACAGCCCUUGGAUAAGCAUAUAGAUGAUGAUGGGAUAGUGUGAGGGAACGGGCUUAGAUUAGUUCACAGGUUGGCGCAACAUGGAGGGCCGAAGGACCUGUUCUGCACUGUAUUUUUCUAUGUUCACAGAUGACACUAAAAUGAGUGAGAGAGUAAAGUCUGAAGAGGACAAUGAAAAUCUGCGGAAGGAUGCAGAAAGUUUAAGUGAAUGGACAAGGGUCUAGCAGAUGGAGUCCAAUGAUGGUAGAUGUGAGGGUAUCCAUUUUGGUAGCAAUUAUUGAAAAAUGGAGUCUUGCUUAAAUGGUGAAAAAUUGUAGCAUGCUGCUCCGCAGAGUGAGCUGGGCAGCCUUGUGUCUGAAUCAGGUAGUUUGCAGAUGCGGCUGGUAAUUGAGACAGCAAAUGGAAUAGUGUCCUUCAUUGCGAGAGUGAUGCAGUUUAAAAAUCGGGAGGGUAUGCUACAGUUGUAUAGGGUGCUGGUGAGGCUUGGUGUGGAGUAGUUUGUACAGUUUUAGUCUCCUCACUUGAGAAAGGAUGUACUUGCACUGGAGGGGGUGCAAAGGAGGUUCACGAGGUUGAUUCCAGAAUUAAAAAUGUUGCUGUACGGGGAGAGAUUGAGUAGACUAGGAUUGCAGUCACUGGAAUUUAGAAGAAUGAGGGGUGAUCUAACAGAAACUUUUAAAAUUAUGAAACAAAUGGAUCGGAAAUUGUUUCCACUGAUGGGCGAAAUUCCAACUCGGGGGCACAGCCUCAAAAUAAGUGUGAACAGAUAUAAAACUGAGUUGAGGAUGAGCUUCUUCAUCCAAAGGGUUGUGAAUCUGUGGAAUUCUCUGCCCACUGAAACAGUUGAGGUUCCCUUGUUGAAUGUUUUGAAAGCCAAAACAGAUAGAUCUUUGAACAGGAAAGGAAUUGAGGGUUAUGGUGAAUGGGAGGGUAAGUGGAGCUGAGUCCGCAAAAAAGAUCAGCGGAACGAGCUGGAAGAGACAGAUGGCCUACUCCUGUUUUAUUUCUUAUGUCCGUACGUCCUUAGAUUGCCAUCCAUGUCAUUCCUCCUUCCCUGGAAUAGGCCAGCUCUGAACUGAAGAGUCGGUCUUUAAAUAACUCCCACAUAUCAAAUGUUGACUUGUUCAAUAAAAGCUCCUCCCAAUUAAUACUGCUCAGCUCCUACCUAACACUGAUGUAAUUUUCCCUCCCCCAAUUUCGUCCCUUCCCACAAGGUCCUGAUUAUCCAUGGCUGUCUUAAAAUGUAAGGAGAUGCGAUCGCCCAUUUAAGAAGCUCCUGGUUCACUGUUUUUCCCAAGUGGGAAUCAGCUACAGGCUUUCUUGUUCCACGAUGGGGGAGGAAAUGGCCUAGUGGUAUUAUUGCUGGACUGUUAAUUCAGAGACUGAGAUAACAUUCUGGGGACCUGUGUUCAAAUUCCAGCACAGCAGAUGGUGGAAUUUGAAUUCAAUAUAAAAGAAAAUCAUGAAUUAAGAAUAUAAUGAUGACCAUGAAUUCAUUGCCAAAUGUCAGAAAAACUCAGCUGGUUCACUGAUGUGCUUUAGGGAAGGAAACUGCCACCCUUACAUGAUCUGGCCUAUAUGUGACUGCAGACCCACAGCAAUAUGAUUGACUUUGAACUGUCCCCUAGGCAAUUAGGGAUGGACAAUAAAGACUGCGUAGCUAGGGAUGUCCUCCUCCCAUUAACAAAUAAAUAACAUUGGAUUCUACAUCUUCCGAUCCAAGAUCGUUUCUUGCUCUCAUACUAAUUUCUUCGCUUACAGUCACUUUCCCUCCUGCCUGUCUUUUUGGAAUGUCGUAAAGCCCUGCGCACUUAGCUCCAGUGUUGAUCUCCUUGUAACCAUGUCUUUGUAAUAGGUAUAAAAUCAUGCCCGUCAACCUAGAAAUGUGCUAUUUAUUUGUUGAUUUUGUUCUGAAUACAAUGAGCACGCAAGCAAAGAGCCAUGAAUUUAGCUUUAUCACUUGAUUUCACCUCUUGACACUAUUUACAGCUGUUUUCUGUUUGUACAUGCUGCCUUUUCCAGUACCACGCUGAGUAUUGUUAUCCCGAUAGUUCUUUCGUCUCAGUCCGUGUGUAUUCCUGGGCGAAUGUGCUCGUGUGGUCUCAGGAGUUGGGGAGGUCACGGCUCUGGGACAGCCGUUUCAUCGCCCUAUGCUGCAGGUAAAAAGCAAUGAAAGUGCCGUUAAUUUUUUGCAUGGCGAGCUGCUGCAUACUAACCGGUCUCACACCAUUACCAACACCUUGCCCUUGUGAAGGCAGAUAUGGAUAAGGUUCUCAAAGCUGAUAGAAGAUUGAAACCACUCUAAUCCUGUGACGAUGAACCUACCCCGGAAGAGAGAGCCCAGAGAAUUGCCAAAGCUGUCCGCAAACAGUCAACAGAAGUGAAGGAAAAUUGGGAGCAAUUGAAAACCCGUGCGAGCAACUGGCAGAAACAGGUGGAAAAGGCGUUGGAGAAACUUCAAGAACUGCAGAAAGCGCUGGAUGAUCUUGAGGCUCAUGUGAUAACAGCUGAGGGGGUCCACACUGAUUGGCAACCUGUGGGUGACCUGCUUAUUGACUCAUUGCAGGAUCACAUUGAUAAAACCACAGGAAAAAAGCCUUGAAAGUGCCGUUAAUUUUUUGCAUGACGAGCUGCUGAAUACGAACCAGUCUCACACCAUUGCCAUCACCUUGCCCUUGUGAAGGCAGAUAUGGAUAAAGUUUUCAAAGCUGAUAGAAAAUUGAAAGCACUCACAUCCUGUGACGAUGACCUCUUCAAACAAGGAGCUGAACCCACAGAAUUAUGUGACCAACAAAGCCUGAGCCUUUUGCUUCACAAUGCAGUCCAGAUCCCUCGGCAGCUGGGUGAGGUACCUUCAUUUGGAGGCAGCAACAUUGAACCAAGUGUCCGCAGUUGCUUCCAACAUGGCCAGAACAAACCAGAGAUUGAUGUUAAACACUUUGUAGAGUGGAUGAGAUUGGAGCCUCAGUCCAUGGUGUGGCUGCCUGUUCGACACCGUGUGGCAGCUGCUGAAACUGCAAAACAUCAGGCUAAGUGUAACAUCUGCAAAGAGUACCCACUCGUAGGUUUCAGGUGCCGCAGCCGAAAACACUUAAAUUAUGACAUCUGCCGAAGCUGUUUCUUUUCGGGACGCACAUCCAAGGGGCACAAGUUACAUUACCCAAUGGUGGAGUACUGCACUUCAACAACAUCAGGUGAAGAUGUGCGUGAUUUCACCAAGGUGCUGAAAAAUAAGUUCAGAUCAAAGAAAUACUUGGCCAAGCAUCCUCGUUUGGGUUAUUUCCCAGUACAAACAGUCCUAGAAGGACACAAUCAUCGCCUUGGAAGCUUCAUCACGAUACUACUUUGCAUUUCUGAAGAGGGAAGAAGAAAUCAACAUGCAAAUUCAAUUCCAUGGUUUUGGAAGUCCCUUUGAGAACACGAUUCAUUU